AUCUGGUGUUCAUUGUAGCAGAAUUGCAGUGCACUGGACUGUACAGAGCAGAUCUUAUAUUAGGGGUGGGGUUCAUCUAUACAGAAAUCACAAACAGGCAGUUUGAGGGUGAGAGGGAAAGAGAGAGCGAAGAGGAGGGAGAGAUAGCACCAGAAGAGGAAUUCAAAAAGGAAUGAAAGGAGACACCCCAGUCAACAGUACCAUGAGUGUCGGACAAGCCAGGAAGCUGGUGGAGCAACUGAAGAUUGAAGCAAGUUUUUGUCGGAUCAAGGUAUCAAAGGCGGCUGCAGACCUUAUGGCCUACUGUGGAGCCCAUGCUCUUGAGGACCCACUCAUCACCCCAGUGCCCACUUCAGAGAACCCCUUCAGAGAGAAGAAAUUCUUCUGUGCAUUGCUUUGAGCCAACUUAGGGGAAAAUUGUGAUUAGAGUCCAGAUAAACAUAUAUGUGCAGAUGUACAUGUGUUAACUACAUACACAAAUACAAUACACAAUCUAGACUGUGUUAUAGCUCUCCUGUAAGACAGUACAUCUUAAGAUGAAUUCCAUAUAAUACCCCUUUGUUCCUUGGGAAAAGUUCCCAGUUCCUUGAAAAAACUAUGAAUAUUUGAGUGAAUUCCUUAUCACAAUUGACAUGUUAUAUUGUCCUAUAUUAAAUGACGGUAUUAUAAUACAUGACAACAUCCACAAAAUAGCAGACAACCAUGAUUGAGACUUUUCAUUUCCAAACACCAACACAUGCCAACAGGUGCAGGGAAGCCAACCCUGUAAUUAUCUAUAACUUUUAAUACACUUGUAGAGAAUAUUAAUUGCUUAGUGUGUCUUUUUGUGAUAUUCUGAUAUUUGAGUGUCAUUUUUUAAAGCUUUGCUUGUUGCAGUAGUACGUUUGUGUGGGUGCUGUGAGAAGGGUGUGAUUUGGCUUUCCAGCUAAUCAACAGGAAGAGCACAGGGCAAUACAUAAAUACAUAAGUCCAAACAUUCACUGCAAAUGAAACAGCAAUGAUAUCAGUCGACUUCAACAUUUUGCAUAAAAAGGCCACCUGAUUACUUUGUUUAAAUUGGCUUGAGUGAGGAAAUACGAUUCUCUGUAGCUUAUGGCAG
This is a messenger RNA of Osmerus eperlanus (European smelt), 1099 nucleotides long. RefSeq names its product guanine nucleotide binding protein (G protein), gamma 3 (gene gng3). The transcript has 3 exons. Gene Ontology annotation, molecular function: G-protein beta-subunit binding. The record is from RefSeq and is a predicted model, not a curated record. Lineage: Eukaryota; Metazoa; Chordata; Actinopteri; Osmeriformes; Osmeridae. Gene Ontology annotation, biological process: G protein-coupled receptor signaling pathway. Gene Ontology annotation, cellular component: heterotrimeric G-protein complex. Bases 173 to 400 code for a protein of 75 amino acids.